AUGGAAACACUUCAUAUUAGUCGAAAAGCUGCAAAUCUUCCAGAAUUUUCAAAUAAUGAUAAGGCUAAUAUAUUAAAAAUAUGGAAAGAAAGAGAAAAAAAGUGUCAAUAUAAUUUAGCUGCAAUCGAAGAAAGAAUCAACAACGUGCGAACAAAAUACCAUUAUAUACAAGAAAGUAUUCAAAACCAUACUUAUAUUCCAUCAUUUGCAAAUUUACUUAAAAACUUUGGUAAUGCAUUUCUGUAUAAUGGAUGUCAUUGUUUUGAGCGUCAGUUUGCAACUGGACUUUGCCUUCUUUGCGGCUUUUAUUUGCAUCAUGAUUUGAAUAAUCUUAUACCAAAUUCUAAUUUUAAAAAUCAUACAUCAAAUCACAUAACAAAUGAAUUACUUAUUGAUGCUGCAUUGGAUGAGAUAUUUAAACUACCAAGUUAUCGGGAAAUCCAAAGAGAAAGUAUUCUGUCAUUUAUCUUUGGUCAAGAUACCUUAGCUCUUUUAAGAACUGGUAGCGAAAAAACUUUAAUUUAUUCAGUAGCUAGUCAUGAUCUAGUCAAGCAAGGUAUACCAGCUGCUGUACUUUUUGCUACUUCUGACCAACCUCCUGAAAUUCUUGAAAUUGAAAUGGAAGUUCAGUUAAAACCUAGAAAAAAUGAACUAUUCAAAGAGAAAGUUUUGAAAAUUUUAGAAACCAUAUCUCAGAGAUGUGCUAUCAUAUAUUGUACUACACCCUCGGAUUAUGGUGAUGACGAUGUUCCACAAUGUUACCAAUGCGAUAACUGCAAAUGGUAUUUACAAGAUCAACCAGUUUGUCAAGAUGUUAGUGAUGAUACUAUGCGAAUCAUUAGAAUUCUAGAAAAAUUAUUAGAUAAGGCAGCUCAAGAAAGAAUGAAUUACAAGUUUGUAAAAAGAGAAGAUAUUGUGGACAUAUUUAUAAAAGCAAAUAAUAUCAAUGUACAUGAUUUUCAACUCAACAGUAUUGAUGAAUACAAAUGCCCAACUGGCCACAUUCAAACCCGUCAGAAUGUAUUCUAUUUGAUCGAUGUUUUACUAGUCAAGGGUUUAAUUAAACAAGAGGUGGAACUUAAGUUUCGAACAUCAGAAUCAUCGAUAUGGUCUAUAGCUAUAGAUUUAUUGGCAUUUGUGAUGAUGCUGAGGAGGAAAUUAGAAGAAGUAAUUGGAGCCUAUGGUUGA
Dentiscutata erythropus is the source of this 1188-nucleotide messenger RNA. Lineage: Eukaryota; Fungi; Glomeromycota; Glomeromycetes; Diversisporales; Gigasporaceae. The record is from the annotation of a GenBank genome assembly.